UCCGUUUCUUGUUGUGGUUUUCAGUGACGUUGGACGUAUGACAGUUAUGUGUCAUCUGUGUGUGUUACCUAUUUGACAGUGGUAUAGAUGACGCGUGCUGAGUAACUUCUCACAUUAGACAAAAUGGAAAAAUCGUCCAAGCCAAACAUGAAUGCUUCCUCUCUGAUAGAUUUGAAAGCUGAGCUGUAUCGGAAGCAUGAAGAGUUCAAGCAGCUGAAGAACACAACCGGAACACUGAUCAAAGGAAGAACUCAGGAAAAGACUAAGCCUGACCUGUUCAGUCAGAAGAAUAAGGGUGUGUUGGAACGAGCACAGCGGGACCUGGCGGAGAAGGUGGAGGAAGAAGAUGUACUUGUCAGGUCAAGAAAAGCUUUAGAAGCCAAAGCCAAGUUGUAUGACAAGAUCUCUUCCAGUUCGGAAAUUCCAGAGGAAGAUGGCAGUGGAGUGUUCCUUGUUGAUUUCCAGAAGAAGGUUAUCGACAAUAUCGUGGAGACGAGAGACAGAGAGAAUAGCAAGGGGAGACAACUCCCAUCAGACAAACAGGAUGAAGAGAUGCUGUCUGAACCUGUUCCUCCACCAUCAGACCCCCAGGAGGAGUGGGUGGACUACACGGACUCCCUUGGCAGAUCUCGGCGCUGUAUGAAGAAAGACUUGCCACAGUUGAUCCAACAGGACAAGGACAUGGCUGAAGUCAGAGGGCUGAAGUCAGAGGUCACUUUAUUAACAUUGCUAAGUACUGCUGUCAGGGUUGAGUUCAUAAUGUUCCAUCCGGUCAUGGUUUGUGGAUUUGUUAUUGAGGUUUAUUUGCUUGUUGUAGAGAUCCGAACCCAUGGAGUUGGAUUCUACCAGUUUGACAAGGACACAGAGAAACGUCAGGAACAGAUGGAUGCAUUGAACGAGCUGAGGGAUCAGACGAAAGAUGAGCGAGGUCGACGAGAGAGGCUCAAAGAGAAGAGAAAGGCCAUGUUGGAUGCUCGACUGGCCAAGGUCAAACAGAGACGAAGACUGAAGGAGGGGGUGCCACUAGCUGAAGAGCCAGCCUCAGAGGAGGAAGAGAUUGGACCCAGGUUGGAGGAGAUGCUAUCUGGACAGAGACGGGUACCAGAGAGGAAGGAGGUGAAACAGGAUAACGCUGAGAUUGAGCCUCUUAAACGGGAUGACAGCUGGAAGAAGGAGGCGCCCGAGAGGGAGUGGGACAAGGGCAAAGAGAAAACCCUCGCCUUCAAGGAAGAGAGAUAUUUCUCGCAGCGCCGGGAUGAACGGCUGGAUGAGUUCGCGCCACCAUCUGCAUACUUUGACUCCCCUCAAGAUAGACAACCACCAAAGAAAAAAAUCUACCAUCAGCAAACACUACAAUAUUUCGAUGCAGACUUUAAACCAAAAACUGUCAUACUGACCAGAGAAAGUAUAGAAACUAAACGUCAACCAGGUAUCGUUGAUGUGAGUGAAAUACCUCUACCAACUAACAUCAGGAAAACAGACUGUACACAGGAAGACAACAAAAAGGAUGGAGAAAUUUUGAAGAAUAGCAUGAUUCAUAAACCUCCAGGGGCACCACCUGGCUUUGUCUUACCCCCAGACUUCUCUGUUCCUCCCCCUGGGUUCCAGCCACCUCCCCAGUGGGGCAUCCAGCCUCCGGUUCCCCCAAGCUCAUCCUUGUAUCCCAGUCAUGAUGUCUGUCCUCCUGAGUCAGCCACGGCACAUGUCGGUCUUCAGUUCCCGAACAUCUCAGUUCCCCCCCCAAAUACCUUUGGCCAUCCACCCGACACCUAUGUCCCACCCCCUAACAACUAUGUCCCACCUCCAGCCACCUCAAUCCAUCCACAGAACACCUCACUCCCUCCCCCACCGCCUGGUGUCGCAUUGGGACCUCCACGGUCAUCUUAUGGGACAGAGAUGGGAGCAGACGACGCUUCAACUCCAUCUUCCUAUCCAACACCACACACAUACAGUUCAGGAACUUUUGGAACAGAUGUGCAGGAAAAGCCUAUUUUCGUCCCACGGACAUCAGUUCUGGACACUCGUCUUGUCCAGAACGAGGACAGUGAGACCCCGGCUGUGUGUGGUGGUGUUCCCGAUGUCCUGGCUCAGCCCUACCAGCCUGGCAGUUUCACGGCUGCCCUACAAGCCCAGCAUCAGGCCACCGAGGAUUUAGCCACAGCAUCACGGGAUAAGGCUCACUUCCGUGGUGGACCAGUCAUUUAUAAACAUGAACCAGUCGUGACGGUUGCUGAGAAGGCUGUUGUUGAGUCUGAGCCCGUGGCUUGUGGACCGUCAACAGAAGAUGUAGUUGCAACCUUCUUGAAACAGAUUAAAGACAGUGUGUGAAUGUGAAAAUGAAACUAUUACAUAUAAAAAGUAUUUAUAAUAAUAAUAAUAAUAAUAAAGUAUCAUCUACAUGAA
Molecule: messenger RNA, 2403 nt
Organism: Haliotis rubra (blacklip abalone)
Lineage: Eukaryota; Metazoa; Mollusca; Gastropoda; Lepetellida; Haliotidae
Product: coiled-coil domain-containing protein 174-like
Cellular component (GO): nucleus
Source: RefSeq, a predicted model, not a curated record